AUCACUGAACGUACACUGUGUUGCCGUGUGUUGUACGUUGUAUGUACUGUACGUGGUUUUGUUACUGAUCAUAACUGAUCUCGUGUGGUAUAUUGAACUGUUUAUGUUUCGGCGUUAUCAAGUUUUACAGGUAAAUCUGGUCAUAACAUGCCUAGAAAGAAUGCCAGAAAUAAAAGAAAAAACGGAAAUCAAUCCAAUCCAACAUUGUGUCAGAGCUCUAAAAGAAGGCAUCUACCUUCAGAGCCUCCAUUUUGCCAGCCAAACAGCACAUCGCUUGUAUUCGAGUCCCCAUCACGUUUCUGCUCAGAGUUAACUAGAGAUGGGACAAAACACAGCGGUGUAAAUGCUUCAGCUUCUGGUAGUGAUAUCCUACACAUGAUAGAGCGAGCUGCUAAAUCUGGCUCACCCAAGGAAAUGCUUGAAUGUUUUAAUCAACUGAUACACAAAGACAACAACGUUAACCAAGAAAGUUUGGACCAAGGUCUGAUUUUGUCUUGUAGGUAUGGUAGAGAGUUUUUGGUAAAGAUUCUGAUAUUUCAUGGUGCUAAUAUUGAGACAAGAGACGACGAUGGCAACACACCCCUUUUGAUAUGUGCUGAGAAAGGUUUCACUGACAUAGCUCUGUCACUGGUUGAUAAAGGCGCUGAUAUCAACAGUUACAACAAAGACGGUGACACGGCACUUUUACUUUCUAUUCAAGCAUCCGGGUCCUCUGAGCUGGUUCGAAGACUUCUUGACAAUGACAAAGGCAAUUUAAAAAUGGAUCAUAAAAAUAAUAAUGGGUGUGACGCUUUGAUGAAAGCCAUUGGAGUUUUGAACUUGCCAUUGAUAAACACCUUAAUAAAAAAGCAAACUGAUGUAAAAGCUUGCCCCGAUGUUUCUGUGUCAAACAGUGCUUAUCAACUAGCUGAAAGCUUAGGGCUUAAACCCUUACUAUUUUUUUUCGACCGACGGACACAAAAUAGGAAAACAGCUUUACAAAAUGCAGUUUCAAUGAAAGACAAAUACUUUAUCAAGCUUUUAUUAGCUUGUCGUGUCGUUGUCUUCAGUGGUAUCUACGGAGAAGAUAAUAAUAUUGUUUAUGAAUUUUUAGAUUCAAUACUACACACUAAAAAAGAAAUAACAGAAGACGAUGUGGAUAUAGUUCAUAUUCUUCAAAAGGCUGGAGCUCCUCUAAAAUGUAGGUACUAUUACCAUAGUUCAGAUAGCUUAUUAAAUUUAAGCAUAAGGACAGGAUGCUAUGAUUUAGUAGAAAUGAUUUGUCGUCACAGCACAGAUGCAAACAAAUACCAUCAAUAUCCCUUGGAAGUAAACAAACUAUUUCAAUAUCCCUUGGAAGUAGCUGCUGAGAUUGGAAGAUGUGACAUUAUAGACUUGCUGCUUGACCAUGGAGCAACGAUCAGUAAAGGCUCAUGCCCAGCACUUCUGUCUGCAAUUGAACAUGAUCAGUUAGAUUGUGCGAAAUUUUUGAUAAAACGUGGUGCUAAAAUAAAUGUUUCUGCUGUACUGACUUCUAUUGUCAGAGGAAAUAAGAUUGAAUCGCUUGUGUUUGUAAUUGAACAAUUUAAGUCAGAUGUUAGUUUUCAGAUAGAGCUAAAAGGAACCCAAUUAUUAAACAUUGCUGCAGAAAAGGGGUAUAAGGAGAUAAUAAGACUACUAGUGCAAGAAGGCGCCAAUGUUAAUGCAAGUCAUGAUUAUAAAUCACCUUUAAUGUCAGCUACAGAUCCUAAUGUUAUGGAACUGUUGAUCGAAUUAGGCGCCGACGUGAAUGUCAUUUUUGAAAAAUACGGAACAUCAUACUCAACUCUAACUUCUAUAUUGAACGAAAGUAAAAUGGUAUGUAAUAAUGAUAUUCUGCUAGAAAGAGUAAACGUCCUACUUCAAAAUGGAGCUAAUGUGAAUGUGGAAGACAAAGCAGGCAAUACUCCAUUAAUGGUAGCUUCAAAAAAAUUAGACAAAAAAGAGGUAAUGCGUGCUCUGCUACAAGCUGGGGCGGAUAUUAAUAAACGAAAUAACAACGGUGAUAGUGCAUUACAUUUCGCUACAAAUGGUGAGUCUAUCGAAAGUGCAAAAGUUCUGUUGGAGUUUAAGGCAGAUAUCAAUUUAAAAAACUACAUAGGACAGACACCUUUAUUCAGUUCGUUGCCAAGAUCAUAUAUGCAAAUGAUAGAGUUUAUGCUAGAAAAUAAUGCGAAUGUAAAUGAUGCCGAUACCAAAGGCAAUACUCCUUUGCUGUUUGUAUGUUCUUCAAAAUUCAACAAUCGCGUUAAAGUCGUGAGACUCCUAAUAAAAGCAGGAGCCAGUGUCAACUGUCAAAACAGUGAAGGGUACACACCUCUGAUGUUAGUUGCCAAACAACAAGAAAUCCAAACAAUGAAAGUAUUAUGUGAGGCAGGUGCUGAAGUCAAUUUAGUCAACAAAAAGAAAAACGAAACUGCUCUAUCUGCACUUAUAAGCAAAGGUCUCAGUCAAGGGCUUGAUACAAAACGUGUUCUUUACCUAAUAGAAAAAGGAGCCGACAGCUCAUGUUUAAGUCUUGAUAUUGUUCAUCAAUUAAUUUUGAAAAAGGAAAAUGGUUGCUUAAAACAAAUUAUAUCCCUUGGCGUAGGGCCAAAACAUGUUGAUCUAGCCUGCGUUGGUUUAGGUGAUUUAGCAAAAGGUUCUCCAUUCAUUGCUUCUUUGUGCUGCGGUUCCAUCAACGUUGCUAGGUUUUUAAAUGAGAUCUGGUUCUUAACCCAGUCUGACAUUUCAAGACUAGCCUACAAUAAACGAUUAAGGAAAUCCCUUGAGUCUAAACGGUACAGUGAUUGUUUGGAGUUUUUGGACGAGUACCUAUCCCAACCCAUGCCUCUACAGAAACUCAGCUUUGUUGCUGUGUCGUCAGCUGUAGGUGCUGAUGCUGGGAGAAAAGAACGGGUACAACGACUACCCAUCCCAAAUAGGUUUAAGGACAAGUUGCUGUUUAAGCAUGCAGAGCAGGCUGAAUUGGCAGCUAGCCCAAAGGUCCAAGAUACCUCUAUGCUGCAUCGUAGGCCAACGGCCCCCGUGUUCUGUGGCUUAGUCAGUUUUUUUUAGACAGUAAUUAGAUUAGUAUAUUUUAGUUGCCUCGAGUUUUAGGUUGUUUAAAAUUAAUGUGUGUGCUGUUUCGUGCAACGUCAUGUUGAGUAUCGCUUGCUUUGUGUCUGCCUUCAUUGGGGCCUCGCGGAGUGUGUUAACUUCAAUGUUAUCAAUAUGGAUGUUGUUAAGGUAGACCAAUGGCUUCGGGCUGCUCCUUGUGUAGGAAAGAUUGGUUCUACAAUGAAUUUGUUUACACGUUAUUUUUAAGUUGCUAGUUCUUCUUUAGACAGUGGUUAGUGUUUUUUGAGAAUGGCUUUUAGAUAUAGUAUAGUAAGGAUUAGUUUUACUCGAGUCUUUAGCUAGAUAGUAGUAGUAGGUAGCAUUUUGAACUUGUGUAUAUAUUUAUGUAUAUAUAUGCCAUUACCAUGUAUUUUUCUUAUGUUUUCCUUUUCUUUUUCUCUCCCCCCCCCCCCUUCCAGUGAGGUUGCUUGUGCGACUUGGCUGGGUGUUUUGUGUGGUGUAAAAAGUUUGUUUUGUUACGUUAAAGUUCUGUUUUGUUAAUCUAUUUUUUAUUUAUAUAAUUUUGGU
Messenger RNA from Physella acuta, 3645 nucleotides. RefSeq names its product ankyrin repeat domain-containing protein 17. Gene Ontology annotation, molecular function: protein binding. The record is from RefSeq and is a predicted model, not a curated record. Lineage: Eukaryota; Metazoa; Mollusca; Gastropoda; Physidae.